Molecule: messenger RNA, 822 nt
Organism: Vicia faba (fava bean)
Lineage: Eukaryota; Viridiplantae; Streptophyta; Magnoliopsida; Fabales; Fabaceae
Source: the annotation of a GenBank genome assembly
AUGCUCAAUUGGCUGGUGAAUUGGAACCAGAGACAACAUGGAGUUGAUGAAUCUGUUAUUCUGAAGUCAUGGAGACUUGACAAAACUGUAAUUGCCUGGCUACGUAGUUGCUUGGAUGUGAUCUGGCUUUUAGUUGAUGAGGGAAAAUGUCGGGUUCCCUUUUAUGAAUUAUUACGUAGUGAUUUUCAAUUCAUAGAAAAUAUACCUGAUGAGGAAGCAUUAUUUACACUUAUCUUGGAGAUCCGCAUGAGACGAGACAUGAUGGCUCUGCACAUGAAAAUGUUAGACCAGCAUCUUCAUUGCCCUACAUUUGGGACUCAUCGGAUCCUAAACCAGACCACACCUACUAUUUCAAAUUUAAACGAAGCAAUAGCGCACCUGCGACUGUCACCACUCUCAUAUUUAAGUGUACUUAGAGAACCAUUGCCAGGAGAGGAUAUUACAACCUCUAUUCAGAAGGGAAGUUUGGACUGGGAGAGAGCUGUACGUUGCAUCAGGCAUGCUCUCCGUACCACACCUUCACCUGAUUGGUGGAGACGAGUACUGGUACUUGCUCCUUGCUACAGGCCUUCAUUUCAAGGGAGUACUGCUGGUGCUGUUUUUUCUUCAGAGAUGAUUUGUGAAGCAGUUAUUGAUAGAAUUGUGAAGAUGGCUGAAGAGACUGUCAAAAGAAUUACUAGAUUGAAUAUGAUGUUUCGCAUCAUGCCUGAUAUGUCAUCAAUGGGCAUGCCUUCAUUUGAUGGAAGCACUUCAGAAAAUUCAGCUGACGCAGUUGUUCCUGUGCAAGACGAUCCACAUCAUCGCUUCUACCAACAUACAUAA